AUGAAAGCAAGUCUUACAGUAUUGAAGAUAUUCUGUACAGUGUACAUAUGCAUGGUAUCUGCUACUGCAGAGAUACACCAAACUGCAAGCAGUGAUGAUAGUGAUAUAGUAGAUAGUUAUGACUUGCAUCCAGGCAGGUCUCCAUUAACUUCUAGCUCCAGUAGUGAAAAUGAAUCAGAUUAUUCCAUAAACCCAGAACUCCUAAAAGUAGCACUAGAUACUAGUAUUGUACCAUCUGGUAGACUGUGCCAAACUAUUCCUGAAGAAGGAUCACUUUCAGAAGAAGAACCACUUCCAGAAGAAAAGUCAAUUAAAGAAGAAAUAGUCAGAGAAGAAAAAGAGACGAAUAAUGCAGAAGAAAAAGAAACAAAAGAGGCAAGAAAAGAGGAGACAAAUAAUGCAGUUAAAUCAGAAAUUAAACCUACCCCUGCACCUCGCCCCAGAAAGGUCCAUAACUCUAUUAUCCUGGAUAGUCCAGAUGUUUCAGAUGAUGACACUGAAGUAGACAAGAGAAGUAGACAUGUGAAUUUUGAUGAUGCCCCAGAGAAAGAGCAGACUAAUAUAGAUUCCUUGGAGAGUUUAUUGAAAAAAAGAAGUCUUCUGAGUGAACAUAAAAAUGUGCUUAUGUUCGUAGGGGAAAGCGAGUUUCCCGUCAUAGAGUCAAAGGCACCUGUUAAGGUUCUUGUCUUCCAUAAUUGCAAGUUCACAGAAAUACCAGAAAUAAUAUAUACAUUCACUGAGUUAUAUUCCCUUACAUUUGUAGGGUGCGCAAUUAAAAAGCUUCCAGAAGAAAUGCACAGAUUUCCAAAUCUAUCAAAGGUCCAGGUUACGAAUUGCAUUGACCUAAAGGCCUUACCGCCUCUUCUCUUUGAGUGUCCCCAGCUAACUGACCUGUCGGUAACAGGAUGCAGCCUAACAUCCCUUCCAGACCAUAUAGGAGUGGCAGAGCUAAUUCACUUAAACGUAAGCAACAACAAAAUAACAGCACUCCCAGAUACAAUAUCCAGCCUAGCCAAACUAGUAACACUUAAUGCUUCCGGGAACCAGCUUACAUAUCUGCCGAAUAAUCUGCCUGACUUAAUUUCCCUAAGGGUGAUUGACUUGUCGCACAACAAGAUCGCCUUUACAAAAAAAGAUAACAAAAUAUUCAGUGCAAUACUUGAAGUAAUCCCAAAGGAGUACUACUUGCACUCACAAGGCAGGGAAAAGAUCAUCAAAGAGUCUAUCCCUCUGCCUAGGCUGGAGGUUGCAAAUCUUUCACAUAAUAAGCUUGAAUACAUUCCAUGCAUAUUCUUUGUAUCCGACUACAUUAAGAAUCUUGACUUUUCGCACAAUCAAAUAGAAACAGUUGAUAGACUAGCAGACUAUUUGCUAAGAAGCCAAGGAUUCAACUAUUUAGAUCUAAGGGAAAAUCCUUAUCUCCAGGAAUAUGGAAAUAUGCUUGAUGAAAUUGGUUUCAGAGAGUUAUUCUGGCUGUUCAACAGGAAGGUUCUUCUUUCAAAUAGCACCCUGGAUAUACUAUCUGCACCAAUUACAAAAGCAGAUGCAUAUGAUAUUUUGACCAUAAGGACACUUGAGGAUAACCUAUGGAACUUCAGUAAAGUCAAAAGAAUAAGGGAAAGGUCUAUGGUGAAAUUUGAAAAGGAAAAAGACCCAGCACACUUCCAGGAAUGUGCACUAAGAUAUAAGAUAAAUGAGUAUCUUUUGACAAUCAAGCAGAAUGUCGCAUCUUCUUUGUUCUCGUUCCCUGUGUACUCGAAUAGUUCGAAUGUGCUUGGUCUAGGGCGGUAUUGGUCCUACGUUAUGGAAGAUGAAAUAGGCCCAGGGAACAGCAAAAUAUGGGCCUGGAUGGGACCUCCAUAUCCAUAUGAAGUAAAGGGCCUGGAGGACCCGUUCUUUCAGUCAAUAGGAAAUGCAAUUCUUGCAUUCUACACUAGAUUUACUGUCAGAGUGGCUGCAGAUUACAUUCGAAAUAAAAUCAACGCAGAGCCAACGGCCGUUAAGGCAGUUAUUCGAUAUGUGCACUAUAAUCAUGCAGAGCACAAAUAUGCAAGCCUAUUUACGUACAACCCAGAGCCCAUGGUAUAUGCUGAAAUAAGCACAGAGUGUGCUAUUCUGCUUCUGAAAACCUUUGACUACAUCUCAUGA
This is a messenger RNA of Nematocida ausubeli, 2148 nucleotides long. RefSeq lists its product as uncharacterized. The coding region runs from base 1 to 2148 and encodes 715 amino acids. Gene Ontology annotation, molecular function: protein binding. Lineage: Eukaryota; Fungi; Microsporidia. The record is from RefSeq and is a predicted model, not a curated record. The transcript has a single exon.